Molecule: messenger RNA, 2030 nt
Organism: Leucoraja erinaceus (little skate)
Lineage: Eukaryota; Metazoa; Chordata; Chondrichthyes; Rajiformes; Rajidae
Gene: fam81b
Product: family with sequence similarity 81 member B
Exons: 9
Coding region: 385-1521 (378 amino acids)
Source: RefSeq, a predicted model, not a curated record
GCCAAAAAUAAACUAUGGCAGGCAAAAGUAUGUUAAAUAUUCACUUUAAUGUUUGUGUUUAAUGAUAAUUGUUGCAAAUGAGUUAUUUUGUUUUAUCUGGUCGUCCACACACUGAGCGCUGACUCUCCUGCGGUAACUUAGAAACGGCAGUAAACAAAGUCAUCGUUACAUCUACACAGACUUCCCGGAGGUAGACCCGGUUUGUUUUAGAGACCGAGGCUAACGACUGUCUGGUGUUUUCUUCCUUUUACUUACAAAUAGAUGUAAAAUAAUGAAUUUUACCCGCUCUUCGGUUCGCGGCAUUGAAGCGCUGCCCAACACAAGGAAAGUCCCUGGAACCCAAGCGACCUAAACACGCAGGGCUGGGGAGUAAUUGGAACAAAAAUGUCCAGAGAAAACUUGCUGCAGGUUCAGGUUCCAGAGAGAGAUUACAUCGUUUUGCCGGCUCCUUUAGUUGCGAGAAGCCAUGUGCAAAUUAUGGAUGACCGUUUAUCCAACCAGGAGAAAACCACCGCAACACUUCUAGAACAAGCUUUUCGGAUAAAAGACGACUUCAUUACUUAUUUGAGGGGAAACCAAGGCAACCUCACAGUGGAAAGAGCAUCCCAUCAGCUGUUAGAAAACCACAUACAAGUUAUAACCAGUAUCCUCCAACAACUCAGCACUGACAUAGAGAUCCUCGACCAACAGAUUAAAACAAGAGAUAAUGUGACCGCAGGAACUAGCUAUGCUGUUCUAAGUCUGGAUCAGAAGCAUUUGGUUGGUAUAGGGGACCUGCGUGGAAGAGUUGCCAGGUGUGAUGCCAGUAUCUCCAAGCUUGCUGGUGAUGUUAAUGCAAUCAGUUGUGAGAUACAGAAGGCAAAGAAAGAAAUUCAGGAUACUAAGACGUCUCUCAAAUUUCAGAUGAAAGAAUUGGAAGCAAAGGUGAUGCAACUACAGAUGAAAGUAGACAACUCUAAAUCUGAACAAAGUACAAAACUCAAGACUGUAAGAGGAGAGCAACAACAUGAACUUCAGAUUCUAGAUUUCAAGAUUAAUGCUGCACUGACUGAAGUACAUGCGCAGAUGCAACACCAGCAGGAAUGGACAGAGCAUAAACUGGAUAAAACACAGGAUGAACAAGGACAGCGCGUGGAUCGCUUAUUACAUCUCAUGCAAGAGAAAAUUGAUCUUGUAGAGAAGAAAAGACUGGAGAAACUUAAUCACAUUUCUGUGAGACUAGAAAAAUUAGAAGACAGCCAAAGUUUGGAAGCUGAAUUAACCAGAAAGAAAUAUUCUGACACAAAGAUGAAUGAAAAACUUGCCAAAGUGGAGAAGAAUAUUUGGCAUGAGUUGGAGAGCAUAAAGGAUGAAUACAGGGAAGGAUUUCAAUCCAUCAAGGAAUCAAUCAAUUCACUGAAUAAAAUCAGUGACAAGAAGAUAAAAAUGGACAAAGAGAAGGUUCAGAAGGACUUAAAACAAAUCAGACUGCAUAUAAAUGAUCUUAAAAAUUAUCCAGAAAAUUCUGUAAGACCUAAUUGAUAUCUUCAGCAAACCAUUUGAGUCUUUCAGAUGUCUUUUGCACAGCCUGUCGGCUUUGAGCUUUGCAUUUAUCUUGGUUCCAACAGCAAAAUAUGGUGCAAAAUUAAUAAUCAAACCUGGAUGGAUCAUGUACCCCUAAAAUGAAUGAAAUAAUGAAUGUAUUUCUGAUAAUAGACAAUAGUGCAGGAGUAGGCCAUUCGAGCCAGCACCGCCAUUCAAUGUGAUAAUGGCUGAUCAUCCCCACCCAAUCAGUACCCCGUUCCUGUCUUUUCCCCAUAUCCCCCGACCGCUAUCUUUAAGAGCCCUAUCCAGCUCUCUCUUGAAAGCAUCCAGAGAACCUGCCUCCACCGCACUCUGAGGCAGGGAAUUCCACAGACUCACAACUCUCUGGGAGAAAAAGUGUUUCCUCGUCUCUGUUCUAAAUGGCCUACCCUUUAUUCUUAAACUGUGGCCCCUGUUUCUGGACUCCCCCAACAUUGGGAACAUGUUUCCUGCCACCAGUGUGUCCA